This is a messenger RNA of Penicilliopsis zonata CBS 506.65, 1820 nucleotides long. RefSeq lists its product as hypothetical. Gene Ontology annotation, cellular component: cytoplasm; nucleus. Lineage: Eukaryota; Fungi; Ascomycota; Eurotiomycetes; Eurotiales; Aspergillaceae. The transcript has 5 exons. Bases 189 to 1403 code for a protein of 404 amino acids. Gene Ontology annotation, biological process: protein phosphorylation. The record is from RefSeq and is a predicted model, not a curated record. Gene Ontology annotation, molecular function: transcription coregulator activity; ATP binding; cyclin-dependent protein serine/threonine kinase activity.
UUGUUGGUCCGAGUUUCACUUCUGGGGGAAAAUCCGAGCCAUCCGAAUGGCACCAUAUUUGCUGAGUUCUUGAUGAUAAUUAUUGUUCUGAUUAUUACUCCUGUUAUCUUUUAUUUAUUGUACAAAAGGUAUACCUAAAGUCGAUUUGAUUUGAUCCAGUGGUGGGUUGGUGAAGUGACUCACCCACCAUGGACUGGAAGAGGGAUCUGGGCUUCACCGAUCGAUUGACGGUCAUCCAGACACUGACCAGCACCUACCAGCGGGCCUCUUCGUCGGCUGCCUUCGCCGAAGCCCAGGCACAAGCCCGACGGUUCGAAGGGGAGGCGUAUGAGAAGGCGGUAUCUCGAGAAGAAUAUGAGCGGAUGUGCCAGCAGGCCAUUGACGAAGCCGAAACAACAGAUUCAGUGGCGCCGAUAAUCAGUAGUCCGGCAGGAGGGGGAGAGGAACAGGAUGACGGUGACGGUGACGGUGACGAUGACGACGAUGGAGAGGGCUACGCCGGUGAAACGAUUGGGAGAUAUCGGCACUGCUUCUACCACAGAGACGGGCUCCAUUCAUCAGUCUACAAGGCCAAGGACGAGACCGAUGGGGGUCUGAUGGUGGCGUUAAAAGUCACCGUGCCCCAUAUGAUGGCAGCUCCUCACAACGCACAUCGAGAAGUCCGGCUGCUGCAGAAGGCAGCCGGGUCAAGAGUGAUUGCUCUGCGCGAGAGCUUCAACCUGUCUGGCGGCCGCUUGAUCCUGGUGUUUCCCUUUAUGCGAUACGACCUGGAACAGCUGCUGCGACAGGGUUUGGUGACGGCACAACAGGGCCGGUCUCAUCUCCGCGACCUUUUCACGGCGCUAGCCCAUCUCCACGGCUUGGGGAUCAUCCACCGCGACGUGAAGCCGGCGAAUAUCCUACUGGAGAGUCUCGACGGACCCGCCUACCUGGCAGACUUGGGAAUCGCCUGGCGAGAGGGCGAGCAAGGCUCGGAACCGCCCGCGCAGAAGAUCACCGACGUCGGAACCACCUGUUAUCGGCCUCCGGAGGUUCUAUUCGGGUUGAAGGCGUAUGGAACCGCCCUGGAUCUCUGGGCGGCCGGGUGCGUGGUGGCAGAGACCCUCGUGGCAGGUCACACGCCGCUGUUUGAUGCCGGGCCUGUCGGUAGCGACCUAUCUCUCAUCCAUUCCAUCUUCAAGACACUAGGCACGCCCAACGCCCAAUCCUGGCCGGAAACACAGAGGUUACCGGACUGGGGUAAGGUCGAGUUCUAUGAAUUCCCGACCGGAUCGUGGGACGAGAUCCUCAAGGGAGCCUCCUCCAAGGGCCGCGAGCUGGUGAGCCAGUUGGUCCGCUAUGAGAGCAGCGAGAGACUAGCUGCCAGUGCUGCUCUGCAACACCCGUAUUUCAUGGUUCCGUAGGCACCACCUGAGCCUCACCCUGAAGUGCCAAGUACGGAGUACGGAGGACACCAUAAAUAGAGGUGGUAAGCUAUGGAGCUUCAUAUACUCCGUACUCCGUACUCCGUACAUUAUUAGUCAAUACUUAUGAUCAUUGCCGGGGAUACCACUACAAUCGUUUAGUCUUACUGGUUGCCCAGACUAAUGACCACGCAACAGCACGCUGAUCGCUGACAGGACCGCCGGUGCUGUGAAAACCUUGUCGGCUGGUUUGGCUUCAAUUGGCCUCAUCCUGCCGUCCUGCGCUCAGCCCAUCCUGUUCGUCCACUGAUUCAGUCCGUGUAAGCGAAAUGAACACCAAUGGGCUGUGCCGCUAGGAUGGCUCGGAGAUUCGUUCGUGUUCGAGUAGUGAGGAACUAAAGACAUUCCUUGACUGGC